GCAUGUGUACUUUUUUUUUUCCAGAUGGUCAUGGACGUCCCGAGACGCUCGCUCUCCCCGGUGUUGAGCGCCGUGGUAUGGACGCUGCUCUCCUGCGGCAUCCUGCUGGCCUUCUGCUUCCUGCUCUUCACCCUUCGCUUCAAAAACAACAGGAUAGUGAAGAUGUCCAGUCCCAACCUAAAUGUCCUGAGUCUCUUCGGAAGUGUCCUCACCUACAGCAGCGGCUUCCUGUUUGCCGUCGAUCCACGACCGCACCCUCAAAUGGAAGCGUCGACAGCUGUACUACACGCCCGGGUGUGGACCCUCUGUCUCGGCAGCACGAUGGUGUUUGGACCUAUUUUAGGGAAAACAUGGCGCCUGUACAGAGUGUUCACCCAGAGAGUGCCCGACAAGAGAGUGAUCAUCAGAGACAUUCAGCUAAUGGCCAUGGUGGCUCUCUUGAUCCUGGUGGACCUGCUGGUCCUGUCUGCCUGGAACCUCUCAGACCCCAUUCGCUGUUCUAGAUCACUCGGUGCAGUCGUUAAGAUGGUGGAUCAGAACAUCUCCUAUUCUUUGUCUCAGAUUAAUUCCUGCUCUUCUGCUUACUGGGAUCUGUGGGUUAUAAUCAUAGUUGUUAAAAAGGGGUGUCUCCUGCUCUACGGCACAUAUCUGGCCGGCCUGACCAGCAACGUCAGCCACCCUCCGGUCAACCAGUCCCCCACCAUCCUCACCGCCGUCUCCUUG
Hippocampus comes (tiger tail seahorse) is the source of this 723-nucleotide messenger RNA. RefSeq names its product probable G-protein coupled receptor 156. NCBI's taxonomy places the organism in Eukaryota, Metazoa, Chordata, Actinopteri, Syngnathiformes, Syngnathidae. Gene Ontology annotation, cellular component: membrane; G protein-coupled receptor heterodimeric complex. The transcript is spliced from 6 exons. The annotation marks the transcript as partial. The record is from RefSeq and is a predicted model, not a curated record. Gene Ontology annotation, biological process: G protein-coupled receptor signaling pathway; gamma-aminobutyric acid signaling pathway. Gene Ontology annotation, molecular function: G protein-coupled GABA receptor activity.